CAGCACGAGAACAGCUGGCGAGAGCACAUUUUCGAGUCGACAGCCAGUUUCCAAGAGAAUGUGGCUUCUGCAACACAUUCCAAUUUGAGAGUUGGGAGUCUCGAGUUGACCACAUGGCAGACCAUUUCAAGGUCGACGGGAAAGAUAUGAAGGACUGGAGGAUGACCAACGCGGGGGGGCUUCAUAAUGGCAGUGACGGCGAUGACGACGAUGAUGGCGAUGGACACGACGAUGAAGGAGGCCACGGUAAGGAGCCUGGUGAAGAUCAGGAUGAGAGCAAUGGAGGAGGAGCUGGGAACGGCAAUUUCCAAAGUUAUGGCGCUGCGUCAAAACAGCCCCCCGGUGAUUCAGGUUAUGGGUCCUCCAGAAGGUCUGGAACAUCAAGUGGUAACAAGAAUUCUUGGGGGAAGAGCUACCAAUAUACCUCUCAGUCUACUGUCUUUCCAGGCCAGCUUUCGAUUAAUGCUCAAAGACACCAGGAAAAUCAGCAUUCGCCUCCGCGAAACGACAAAGACUGGACGCUGAAAACGCCCUCGAGCCAUCUUCAGGCUCCAAGCACAGUCCCUCUUCAGCGUCCCGCAGAGCCACCAGACUUUCACACAUUCCAAGGUCUACCGCCUUUCACUAACCAGGCAAUUUUGCCAGUGAGGCAGGCGGUAAAUCGUACAGGAGAUGCCAAUCUUUCCUUGGAGUUUGCUUCCAAGCAUAUCGGUGAGUCAGAGUAUAGACAAAGUGCCUGCCAGACGACUACGCAUCGCCAUGUUACGGAAAAGCUGAAGACUUUUACACAAAGCAUAAGGAGGAAGUUUCAACCUUUCAAGACGAAGGAAGAUGUUACGCACAACCGCGCAAUUGAUGAACUGCAUAGGGAAGCCCCGGCCACUGUCCGAAGAGCUCCGCUGUCAGACGAGACCGCCUCUACAAUUCCAAAUCUUGACGACAGUUCUUUCAAGGCAAUUUCAACCCAUGCUUCAAGCUCAACGUUGAAGGUGUCCUGCCUCGAGCAAAGAUUACUCGAUAGUCAGAUACCAUGGGGAACCCACUGGUUCAUCCCUGCGGAUGCCCUAGACAGAGUACUAACAGAGCAGGCUAUACACGAGGAAUUGAAUAGAAGUACUAAUCUCUCGGCUUGGGAUAUUUAUCUCAUCUCACACAAAAUCCGGAAACACGCACGCAAAAUAUUUGCUAUUCUUGUGUCCAUCGGGAAAGGAAGUCUCGUUUCUUCAUUUCUCACUGAAGGCAUCACGGAUGCAAAUCUACCAAUCAACAUUCCGAAAGGCUCUUCGCAGCAAAAGGCAUGGAUUACCCCAAUCAAAACCUUUGGAAGCUGGUCCUCGCGAGAACUCGACGACUUCCGUCGCGUUCAAUGGUACUUUCUAUCUCCGAUAUUCACAAACGCUAGAACCCAGCACUACGAGCUAGAUGACAAUUGUGUGAUGCCAUUCAUUAGAGACAAAGAGCAUGAAGCUAAGUCAGGAGGGUUCAGCGAUGUGUGGGAAGUUGUGAUCCAUCCUGCACAUCAAAAACUUUUUGACUCAAACGGAAAUCUCCCGAUCGCUCUCAAACGACUCCAUUCCAGGCAAUAUGACGAUUUCAAGCACGAAGCCAAUAUUCUCACAGCCCUGGCCAUGAAAAAACACAACCACCUCAUAAAGCUCCUAGCAACUUACAAAUUUAGAGGGCAAUACCAUCUCAUGUUUCCCUUUGCGAACUCAAAUCUUCGACAGUACUGGGAAGAAAAAGAGCCUCAAUUGUCUCUUGAAAAUUUAAAUUGGUGGCUAAAGCAGAUGCUCGGCCUCGCAUCUGCACUGUGUACCAUUCACAAUUUCCGUUCUGCUACGCCGAGUAAUCGAAUUAUUCAGAAAACUUCACAGCCGGAUCAUUUCUUGAGUACUCGAAAAAUGGUGAUGUCCAGAGAGGAGGAAAGAUAUGGCCGGCACGGCGAUCUUAAGCCCGAGAAUAUUCUCUGGUUCGAGACUACCGAGAGCGCCACAGAUAACCUGGGUAUUCUUCAAAUCGCCGACCUAGGCCUAGGGGCAUUUCAUAGGUUGGGUUCGAGGUCGAACGUCGAAGCUAAAAGUGUUGGAGGAAGUCCAACAUAUGUGCCACCUGAAUGCGCUCUUGAUCGACCUAUCUCUCGGGCGUACGACAUAUGGAGUCUUGGGUGCAUUUUUUUGGAGUGUGUUAUAUGGCUAUUGGAAGGCCCGAAAGGCUUGGGAGAUUUUGCAGAUGGUCGACUCAUUAAAACCCCUGACGGAGUAUACGAUGAUAGCUUCUUCAUUGUUGCCUUACGCUCAGAUACUGGGAAAUACGCAGCGGAUGUUCGUCUUUCAGUCCGAGAAUGGAUCCGUGAUCUUCACACUCACCGCCGUGUCUCGGCUUUCAUUCACGACAUGUUAGAUCUAAUCGCAAAAGAGAUGCUGGUUGUAAGACCGCAAGACCGAAUUACAUCGCGAAGGCUAUCGCAAAAGCUCGAGGAAUUUACAAGCAGGGCAUCCACAGAUGAGGGCUAUCUGCUUCAAGAAUUCGCAGUGGCCAAGCGCGAAAAUGAGAAACAUUGUAGAGUCAUUCCAGAUUUGUUUGACUGGUAUUGGACCAUCGAAAUAAUGACGAGCAUUCCAACCAGGAAGACGAUUUCGUCAGCCGCGUCAGACUCCUCAGCCCAACAACUCGCAGCAUACGCCGCAUCCGUCGUCACAGAAUGUACGAGCGUAUGCUUAAGUACCACUUGGAGGCUUUCUCGAGAAUUGGUAGACGACCCAGCCCCUGAUUUCACAAGCGUGUUGGAUCUAGCACCUGGUCGAACUGAUCCGAUCCUCGAACGUUUUGCCUCACGCAGGCUCGCAGCGGCGACCACAUCCGCACCCAUCCGGCAGAUCGCGCCUUCAGACCCUCUCAUCUCAUUUGUGGAUGGAAUUGAGUCGGAUGAGCAUAGCUCGCCCAGCAUGGAGUUAGAACCUGCGUUGGUCUCGGGAAGUUCUGGCACCAGUGAAGCUAGCCAAGACGAGGAUAUCUUUGCCUUUGACCGAGAUCAUCAUGACGAUCAUGAGGCUUGGAUAGCGAACACAGACUCAUCACUGUUUGGGUUGGAAUUGCCAAGGGAAUUUCAGGAUAAGCCCUUCUUCUGCGAAGCAAACUACGAAAAUGAUGCCGAUAUCCACGAGGCUCUCGACGAAGUCCUCAACGAAUCUCUAAAUGUACAAACUGGAGCUGAUGUGACACCAUGGAUAAUAUGUGGAGAAAAUUUUCCACGGGUGAAUUUAGAAGAAGCCGCACUGGCACCAUGUCCCGGCCCCGUUUAUAAUGAAUACUAUUCGUCAAUACGAAAGUACACCCAGAGAUAUAACAAGAUCCAGAGAGGGAAUCGGUGGGCGAGCUUGAGGAGUUGCAAAGCGCGGCCUACGCCCUUCAAGUCUAGUGAUAGGCUUGCUACAGAAACACUUGAUUUCGAACAGGACAGCUCUCCCUGCGACCUUUCUCAGUGCUCACCGGCCCAUACUGAAUCUCGAGACAAGCAGUCUCAAGACUACCACCAUAAACAUACUACGCAAUUUCCAGCCGCCAUACAACAAUCCAAAAUAUACCGUUCACUCGACGGUGUAUCCUACUCACUUGAAACUCUGGUUUCUAUCUUUCACCCUUCCUUUCUUGUUGCUCACUUAUCUCGAUAUUCGGUCUCGAUAUUAACCACCGAACUCUACGCUCCAAAAGACCUCGUUUAUAAUUGCGAACAUGCUAUCGCGUUCGAUCUUGGCUUUGGCCCACCAAUUAACCUAGACGUGUGCACCUUUACUCCCAAAGAUAAAAAAGCAUUACGAAGUUAUCAGAAGCACGAUGGGGAGGCCGAAUUAGAUAUUCAGGAGUCACUGCCAAUCGCUCUAAAUCUAUUCUCAGUCGAAUCAUAUGCUGAAGAACUUGACGUGUGGCUUGAUGGAAUUAUCGAUUCCGAGUUUGGACUUCCCGAAUAUGUCGCCUUGAUGAUACUACGGCAAAAAGACCACCAACUCUCGCAGGUUCUGAAAACCUUAAUUCUUUGGUAUACUGGAUCUAGAAAUGAUCUGUCGGAACUAUCACAUCAAAUAUUGCGUCCCGCAUUGAAGCUUCUUAUAACAGAAACCCUCCUAAACCUUGUCCCAACAGUCAGCGAGCUCCCCGAAUCACUCUCUAACUUAUUGUAUUAUCUACAAGCUGCCGAUCGAACGACCGCCGAUCUUUCUACCGUUGCGCCACGGCUUCUAACUCGUCAAAUGAAAGCCGCCAUCUAUUAUCUACAGCAGAACUUGCUGGGGGCUCUUUUUUGUCAUUUUAACUACGUCAUGAAGUUGGAAUCGGACGUCAAUAUCGCAGUUGCGUUCUUGGUAGCGCACGUAUUGGAUCUGGUGCGAAUAGCAGGUCGAGAAUUCGCCCAAUACGUGACGGUAUUCAGCUCCACGCUUGUGGUGAGUAAGCAGGAGGUUACGGAAUACGAGUUGCAUAUGCAGACCCAGUUGUUUGGGAGAGUACGGGCGAGCAUUCCUGAUGCGAAAUGGAGGAGUGGUGGAUUAGUCACAAGAUUGAGAAACUUGGAUUUGAGCGUGAAAGGGAAGGAGAAGGAAAGUGAGGAACAUCAUUUUGUUUCUGCUAUUUUAGAAGCAGUGUUAUAAUCCGAUCUAGUUACGAUGAAUUAAAUUGAC
This is a messenger RNA of Hyaloscypha bicolor E, 4673 nucleotides long. RefSeq lists its product as uncharacterized. Bases 114 to 4643 code for a protein of 1509 amino acids. NCBI's taxonomy places the organism in Eukaryota, Fungi, Ascomycota, Leotiomycetes, Helotiales, Hyaloscyphaceae. Gene Ontology annotation, molecular function: protein serine/threonine kinase activity; ATP binding. The transcript is spliced from 8 exons. Gene Ontology annotation, biological process: peptidyl-threonine phosphorylation; peptidyl-serine phosphorylation. The record is from RefSeq and is a predicted model, not a curated record.